UUUGUGAAUCCGUGACGAUGUGCAACAGACUGUUUCCUUUGUUGUCAAUAUGCUCAUCAAGGUGCAAUGCUUGUCCAUCUUCUUGUGCGUGUGUUGCGGCUAGAAGUGCUUUGUCUACCAUGUCAUAGUACAAGUCGUGAUCAUAUGACCUGCAGAGUGCGAAAACUGGAGUUUGACCGUUCUUGUCUUUCAGCCGCCAGGGGACGAGAUAUCCUAUCUUUUCAAUAAGGCGGGGCUGAUUGAAAAGAUAAUGUGCCACGCAUCUACCUUUCGAAUCUUGGACCGCAAAAUAUCUCUUCAUUGAAUCGAUAUCAGGGUUGUGCUCGAGAAGGUACCCUAGAAGAGUAUCGGCGAUUUUGGCGUGGGCGGAUUGAAUGGCAGCGCUGAGAAGCGUCACGCCUUCGUUGUUUCGGUCAUCGAUCACAUGAUUAAAGCCAUCAUCAUUAAAGAUUCGCCUUCCGACCCUUGAGUCAUUGCAAGUUUUUCUAUCGAAAUAUCACCUUCCAACCCCGUGCCGCGU
This is a messenger RNA of Periconia digitata, 520 nucleotides long. The record is from the annotation of a GenBank genome assembly. Lineage: Eukaryota; Fungi; Ascomycota; Dothideomycetes; Pleosporales; Periconiaceae.